Molecule: messenger RNA, 1085 nt
Organism: Abrus precatorius (Indian licorice)
Lineage: Eukaryota; Viridiplantae; Streptophyta; Magnoliopsida; Fabales; Fabaceae
Exons: 3
Coding region: 236-877 (213 amino acids)
Source: RefSeq, a predicted model, not a curated record
GAGAAUGGCUAUUGCGCCUAUUGCAAAAUGAUAAGCAUUCUCACUCGUUAUGUCACUCUUUUUGACCCUUUUCUCUUGCUUCCUCGCUUCCACUGAUUAGAAUUGGAUUUUAUCAGUGGCAUCUCUAUAGACUAUAGUCACAGCUCUUGCCAAUAAUUCGCAGUUUCUAUGCUUAGCACAGAACAACAAGGAAUGGACGAUUAAUUCGCAGCAGUGUAAGAGUUUUGAGCAAAACAUGGCUCAACAGGAUGAGGGUUGGCCUCUGGGUUUACAGCCACUGAAUGGAAGAAUUGAAUUGGUGAGAAACAGUGACAAUGGUGGGUCAAUAUCAUUCAACACCUUACUUACUGGCUCCCCAUCUUCUUCUACAGAUUCUUCAUCAGAACUAGACACAGAGUCCACAGGGUCUUUUUUCCCAGACAAAAGUACCACACUUGGGAGCCUCAUGGGUGUCUCUAGCAUUGUAGAGCUGUCCAGAAGAUCACUGAGAGGGACAAAAACAGAAGUCUUCAAGAAGAAGAAGAAGAUCAAUUUCAGCUCAUUGUUAUUAUGUAUGUGUUCAAGGGAUAGAAAUCCUGAAGCUGAGAACCAGAAAAAUAAUCCCCGGUCCCUUGGUCAAUUUCUUGCUGUGGAAAGAAGAGUUGCUAGUGAAAAUAGAAGGAACCAAAACCCUCUUAUUUACGGCCCCGAUGAUGAGCUUGCAUUGGCUGAAACCAUUAUUUCGGAGCAAAAUUCACUUUUUAUGAAUGGCACCAUUGCUCCCCCUCACUCCGUUGGAACAGAGAGAGAAAGCAUGGAAUUGGAGAACGAAAACAAAGGGUUUGGUUCACUUGCACAAAUGUUUUCAUGCAUGUGUGGACAAGCUGCAGUUGGCUAAUUCUUAAUUAUGAUUUGGCAUCUCCAACACAGUCUUUUUUCUUCCUAGUAUCUUUUUAAUCUAUGUUUGACCUAUUGUUCGAUGAUCAAAUUUCAAUAUUUUUGGGGGAGGGGAUAAAAAUUCGAUUAGUGUAUUCUAUCUAUUACCCCCGGAUAAGUAAUAGGUUCUAACAUUUAAGCUACUCUUAUGCCAAAAUUGACUCAAUCGC